CUGCGGGCUCCGGCGCCUGCGUCCAACCCGGCCGGGCUCUGCGCGGCGAGAGGCCGGACGGGAACCCGGCAGCCGCGCCCCGGAGCGAGCGGGGAGGGACAUGGGGCGCGGCGGCUCUCCCAGGCCCCGCAGGUUCCGGAGCCCCGAGGGCUCCCAAAGAGGUCUCCGCAGCGCCCCCUUCUUCUCACCCAGGGUUUGGGUCCUAUAGUGAUUGCGAGACUCCUAAGUCUUCAGCCCUACCAUGGCUAAUGGGGUGAUCCCACCGCCCGGGGGCGCCUCCCCCCUGCCCCAGGUCCGGGUGCCCUUGGAGGAGCCCCCCCUGGGUCCAGACGUAGAAGAGGAGGAUGAUGACUUGGGCAAGACCUUGGCUGUGAGCAGGUUUGGGGACCUCAUCAGCAAGACCCCGGCCUGGGACCCUGAGAAGCCUAGCCGCAGCUACAGCGAGCGGGACUUUGAGUUUCACCGGCACACAUCCCACCACACCCAUCACCCGCUCUCAGCCCGCCUGCCUCCACCCCACAAGCUGCGGCGACUGCCCCCCACCUCUGCUCGGCACGCCAGGAGGAAGAGGAAGAAGGAGAAGACCUCUGCUCCCCCUUCAGAAGGGACACCCCCUAUCCAGGAGGAGGGGGGAGCUGGAGCAGAGGAGGAGGAAGAGGAGGAAGAGGAAGAGGAAGGAGAGUCCGAGGCAGAGCCUGUGGAGCCUCCACCCUUGGGGCCCCCACAGAAAGCAAAGUUCUCCAUUGGAAGUGAUGAGGAUGAGAGCCCAGGCCUUUCCAACAAGGUUGCCUGUCCCAAGGCCCUGCCUUCUGUGGGUCUGCACUCUGACCAGAGCCCACAGCGCUCCGGCAGCUCGCCCAGCCCCCGAGCCCGGACUUCCAGAAUCUCUACAGAGAAGACCCGGCCCUGGAGUCCAUCAGCCAGCUAUGAUCUGCGGGAGCGGUUGUGCCCGGGCAGUGCCCUGGGCAACCCUGGGCCGGAGCAGCGGGUGCCCACUGAUGAGGCUGAGGCCCAAAUGCUGGGUUCUGCAGAUCUGGAUGACAUGAAGAGCCAUCGGCUGGAGGACAACCCUGGUGUGAGGAGACACUUAGUGAAGAAACCAUCCCGGAUACAGGGCGGGAGAGGCAGCCCCAGCGGCCUGGCUCCCAUCCUGCGCAGGAAGAAGAAGAAAAAGAAGUUGGAUCGGAGGCCUCAUGAAGUGUUCGUGGAGCUGAAUGAGCUGAUGUUGGACCGUAGCCAGGAGCCACACUGGCGGGAGACGGCGCGAUGGAUCAAGUUCGAGGAAGACGUGGAGGAGGAGACGGAGCGCUGGGGGAAGCCCCAUGUCGCUUCCCUCUCCUUCCGGAGCCUGCUGGAGCUCAGGAGGACCAUUGCCCAGGGAGCGGCUCUCCUGGACUUGGAGCAGACCACCCUGCCGGGCAUCGCUCACCUUGUGGUGGAGACCAUGAUUGUAUCUGACCAGAUCCGGCCCGAGGACAGGGCUAGCGUCCUACGGACUCUGCUCCUGAAGCACAGCCAUCCCAACGAUGACAAGGACAGCGGCUUUUUCCCUCGGAAUCCAUCCAGCUCCAGUGUGAACUCAGUCCUGGGCAAUCACCACCCAACCCCGAGUCAUGGCCCCGAUGGUGCGGUACCCACCAUGGCUGAUGACCAAGGGGAGCCAGCCCCGCUGUGGCCGCAUGACCCGGAUGCCAAGGAGAAGCCCCUCCAUAUGCCCGGAGGAGAUGGUCACCGGGGGAAAAGCCUGAAGCUGCUGGAGAAGAUCCCCGAAGAUGCCGAGGCUACCGUUGUCCUUGUGGGCUGCGUGCCUUUCCUGGAGCAGCCCGCAGCGGCCUUUGUGCGGCUCAGCGAGGCUGUUCUCUUGGAGUCUGUGCUGGAGGUCCCCGUACCUGUCCGCUUCCUCUUUGUGAUGCUGGGGCCCCAUCACACCAGCACCGACUAUCACGAGCUAGGACGCUCCAUCGCCACCCUCAUGUCUGACAAGCUGUUCCACGAGGCUGCCUACCAGGCAGAUGACCGGCAGGACCUUUUGGGUGCCAUCAGCGAGUUCUUGGAUGGCAGCAUCGUGAUACCCCCAUCGGAGGUGGAGGGCCGUGACCUGCUUCGCUCUGUGGCUGCCUUCCAGCGCGAGCUCCUGAGGAAGCGGCGGGAGCGGGAACAGACCAAAGUGGAGAUGACCACCCGGGGGGGCUAUGUGGCCCCUGGCAAAGAACUGUCUUUGGAGAUGGGGGGCUCCGAGGCAACCUCUGAAGAUGAUCCCCUGCAGCGGACAGGCUCAGUGUUUGGGGGGCUAGUGCGGGAUGUGAAGCGCCGGUACCCACACUACCCCAGUGACCUGCGGGACGCACUCCACUCCCAGUGUGUGGCGGCUGUGCUCUUCAUCUACUUUGCAGCCCUCAGCCCCGCCAUCACCUUUGGGGGCUGCUAGGUGAGGCUCUUGGGGGAGAAGACGGAGGGGCUAAUGGGCGUGUCGGAGCUGAUUGUGUCUACGGCUGUGCUUGGGGUUCUCUUCUCUCUGCUGGGGGCCCAGCCACUGCUCGUGGUGGGCUUCUCUGGACCUCUGCUGGUCUUUGAAGAAGCCUUCUUCAAGUUCUGCCGAGCUCAGGACCUGGAAUACCUCACUGGUCGAGUGUGGGUAGGCCUCUGGCUGGUGGUCUUCGUCCUGGCCCUGGUGGCUGCAGAGGGCAGCUUCCUGGUCCGCUACAUCUCGCCCUUUACCCAGGAGAUCUUCGCUUUCCUCAUCUCGCUCAUUUUCAUCUAUGAGACUUUUCACAAGCUCUACAAGGUGUUCACAGAGCAUCCUCUGCUGCCCUUCUACCCACCGGAGGGGGCCCUGGAGGGGACCCUGGAGACUGGCUUGGAACUGAAUAGUAGUGCCCUGCCCCCCACAGAGGGACCCCCGGGCCCAAGGAACCAGCCCAAUACAGCUCUGCUGUCCCUCAUCCUCAUGCUGGGGACUUUCCUGAUCGCCUUCUUCCUGCGCAAGUUCAGGAACAGCCGCUUCCUGGGAGGCAAGGCUCGACGCAUCAUCGGGGACUUCGGCAUUCCCAUUUCCAUCUUGGUGAUGGUCCUGGUGGACUACUCCAUCACAGACACCUACACGCAGAAGCUGACGGUGCCUACAGGGCUCUCAGUGACUUCGCCGCAUAAGCGCACAUGGUUCAUCCCACCCUUGGGCAGCGCCCGCCCCUUCCCGCCGUGGAUGAUGGUGGCCGCUGCUGUCCCUGCACUCUUGGUCCUCAUCCUGAUAUUCAUGGAGACACAGAUCACUGCGCUCAUUGUCAGCCAGAAGGCGCGGAGGCUACUCAAGGGUUCGGGCUUCCAUCUUGACCUGCUUUUGAUCGGCUCCCUGGGCGGCCUCUGCGGGCUGUUCGGAUUGCCCUGGCUGACGGCCGCCACGGUCCGCUCCGUCACCCACGUCAACGCAUUGACGGUCAUGCGCACGGCCAUUGCACCUGGCGACAAGCCCCAGAUCCAGGAGGUGCGGGAGCAGCGGGUCACCGGCGUGCUCAUCGCCAGCCUCGUGGGCCUGUCUAUCGUCAUGGGGGCUGUGCUGCGCCGGAUCCCUUUGGCUGUGCUCUUCGGGAUUUUCCUGUACAUGGGGGUCACGUCACUCUCUGGUAUCCAAUUGUCCCAGCGUCUGCUGCUCAUUUUCAUGCCAGCAAAGCACCAUCCUGAGCAGCCUUACGUGACCAAGGUGAAGACGUGGCGGAUGCACAUGUUCACCUGCAUCCAGCUGGGCUGCAUCGCUCUUCUCUGGGUGGUCAAGUCAACGGCGGCCUCACUGGCCUUCCCUUUCCUGCUCUUGCUCACGGUGCCUCUGAGGCGUUGCCUUUUGCCCCGGCUCUUCCAGGACAGGGAGCUGCAGGCGCUGGACUCCGAAGACGCCGAGCCAAACUUCGAUGAAGAUGGCCAGGAUGAGUACAAUGAGCUGCACAUGCCGGUGUGACCCUCAAGAUGUUGCCCCUCAGAGACCCCACCUUGGUGACUCACAGACCCUAAGAACCGAGCACCAGGGCCAGGCACUCCUCGGGACCCACAUGGUGGGAGGGGCCAGUGGCCCCUUGACUUUCACAGACUAGACGGCACAGGCUUUGAAGUCAUUAUACCACACUCCUUGUCUCGUGUCUGCCUCAUUUUCUUGGUGCCACCUGUGGCUUCCCAGGCCACAUUUACCUAUCUGAAAUAUUAUCAGGGUCAUCCAAACUGGAAGAGGUUUGAAGCAAGGGACAGAGGCCUCGAGGGGGAGGGGAGGUUCAAGACUGCAGAAAGUUCAAGGUGGGCCUUACCGUUCCCUCCUCAGCUCCCUUGAGUAAAGCCGGAAGAGCAGGAGGUUCAAGGUCGAUCGGGUAUCACAUGCCCAUUAAUCUAGCCCCAGAUUAGAAAGGCGGAGAGGACAGGAAGGCAUCGCUUCCCUUUAGCCGCUUGGGAAAUCAGGGUGACUUUUGUCCUGUGGGGCUACAAAGCUGAGUGGAAAAUGUGCAUCUAGGGAGCAGGAAUAGCAGCCCAACCCCUAGACGCCGGGACGGCGCGCAGGGUUUGGGGCCUCCCGGACGGACCAUUUUAGAGUCUCCUCGUUUAAGAGUGAAGCGGUUCUAGGAUUCCUGAAACCGCUCCGUGUGCAACAGUCUGUUUGGCCAGAAAUAACCUGGGAGGCCUUGCGGAGGGUGGAAACGGGACCCAUUGCGUCACGGUUGCUAGGUAACCAGAAGCCUGAUGCAGCCUGCCCGCCUUGUGUAGCCCUCUGGUGGUGGUUUUGACACACUGCAUGGUCUGUGGACUGAGCAGGAGUAAGGCUGCCACCUGGCGGAUCCGAUUGGAUCCCAGGCUUAGUUUCCAGAGGGUUCUGGGAGGUUCUUGGAGGUCUGUAGCUCCAAGCAUCCAGGUAAUGACCCCUUAGCUUCACACGGCCCUUUCCCUCUGGAGCUUGCUCUGUACCCCUGUAGUUUGACCUCUCCGUUUCUGCCGUGUGUUCAGGCCCACAGCCAGCGCCCGAGGCAGGGGACACAGAACAGUUGUGGUGUUCGUUGUGUUCCUAAGUCAGUGCAGAGUAGAGCCAGCAGCGCUGGGCUUUCAUCACGGUUUUAAGCAUUUCAUCUCGGUUGUCCACACACCCUUGGUCUCUGACGCUGUCACGCCUUUGAUUGGCUCCUUUAGCCCCUGUGACGACGACAAAAACCUCGUUAGAUGGACCAGGACAAGGUAGAAUGUCAAAAUUCUCUGCCACGGAGCAAAACAAGGGUUUCACACACACAGAGGGCGUGGCCUUCUUCCAGGCAGGCUUGGCUGACAGGCUUCAUGUGAAAAACCACUUUUUCCCCCCAGCCUGGGGCCCUUUCUGGGUAUUGGCUGCUGGCUGGCUCUACUGUUGUGGGGAUUCCAUACACCUCGGGAAGGAGCCUGUUUUUUCCAGGACCCCUCUGCCGCAAAUGAGAAGAAGAGGGUUUCACAUGGAAAUGAGUCCUAGUCAAGGUCAGCAGCAGGUGACAAAUGAUGUCUGAUGUCCAAUGUCCGGUAAAGUGAGGAGACCCAGACGCCUCACAACAAAAGGUGACAGCCACCUAAAUGUAGAGUCAGACACCCAGGCCACCUGAUAUCACCUAAUAUGGGAAGGAGACUGGAGCUGUAGGGUAUGGGCCGCAGUUUAGGAGGUCAAGCCUGAGGUGGGCCUAACGAAGAUGGAAUUCUGUGGUGGGUGCCUGGGCAGGGCUUGAGCAGACUGAUGGCGUUUUCCUAACAACCCCCC
Messenger RNA from Peromyscus leucopus (white-footed mouse), 5746 nucleotides. RefSeq names its product solute carrier family 4 member 3 (gene Slc4a3). Gene Ontology annotation, cellular component: plasma membrane. Gene Ontology annotation, biological process: transmembrane transport; monoatomic anion transport; bicarbonate transport. Gene Ontology annotation, molecular function: monoatomic anion transmembrane transporter activity; solute:inorganic anion antiporter activity. The record is from RefSeq and is a predicted model, not a curated record. The transcript is spliced from 24 exons. NCBI's taxonomy places the organism in Eukaryota, Metazoa, Chordata, Mammalia, Rodentia, Cricetidae.